AGAAGGAAGCUACUUUUCAGUAAGAAAUCCUCCAUAUUUUGCGUAAUGUGGGGGAACCUGCACGUUAUAUAUGAAUUUGAAUGUCACCAUAAUUUCAGCGCCUCCAUUUUCAAGCGUAAUGGCUCUCAAAUCCCUGCUAAGAGUAAAGCCCAAAUGCUCCAUAAAAAAGUUAUUGCUUCCUUCCUCCUCUUCCCCGUCGUCUUCGCUGUUCUCCUCAUUCUGUAGAGACCGCAGCUUCUCCCUGCCUUCCGAAUCCCCGCCAGCUGCUAAAAAGGUUCCGUUCAAAUACUCAGUUCAUGGCGUUACGCUGCAAGAUCCCUUCCACUGGAUGUCCAACACCGACGACCCCGAUCUCGCCGACUACCUCCGCCGAGAAAACUUGUACGCCGAAGCUUUCAUGGCCGACACACAGAUUCUGCAGCGGCGGCUCUUCUCCGAGAUGACGAGUCGAAUGCCGGCCAAGGUUUCCACUCCUCCUGAGCCUUGGGGACCCUGGUUUUACUACCAAUAUAUUCCGGCGGGGAAGGAAUACCCAGUUCUAUGCCGUAGGUUACAGAAUGAGAAAAUCGGUUGGUUAAAGAAACUCGUGCAAUUUGCCAGAGGAAAUUUCGGGAAGGAAGAGGAGGAAGUUUUACUUGAUUGGAAUGAAAUUGCUAAGCAUUAUGGCUAUGUUCAUGUGGGAACCUGUCGUGUUUCACCAGACCACAACUUUCUAGCAUACACAGUUGAUAUUACUGGCAGUGAACACUUCAUGCUUCAGGUUAAAGACCUGGGAAGUGGACUGAUAAUUCCCAAGUCACAGAAGGGAGUUGUAAGUUUGGCUUGGGCUGAAGAAGGCAGGACGCUUUUCUAUACACAAUCAGAUGAGAAUCAGCGACCUUACAGGGUUUUCUGCACAAAAGUUGGAUGUAGCGAUGCAGAAGAUGUCUCGGUGUUUGUCGAAAACGAUCCCAACUUUUGUGUAGACGUAACAAGCACAAAAGAUGGGAAGUUCAUAACUGUUAAUUCGAACUCGAGGACUUCUUCUGAGGUUUAUAUUAUAGAUGCCAACAACCCAUUGAGUGGUUUGCAAAGAAUACACAAACGCAUUCCUGGAAUUCAAUACUUUCUGGAACAUCAUUUUGGUUUCUUUUAUAUCCUAACAAAUGCUCCUCUAGAAAAGAAUGGGGAUUGUUCCAAGGAAGAGUAUUAUGUAGCUCGAUGUCGAGUUGAAGAUAUUAAGUCUUCAGAUUGGCAGGAUGCCAUCCUUCAGAGUGAAGAUUUCAGUAUACAGGAUAUGGAUAUUUUUAGUGGACAUCUCGUGCUUUUUGUCAAUAAGAUGGGCGUUUCAAUGUUAUGUGCAAUCAAUUUGCCUUUAGAUACUAAUCAUAAGCAUCGAUUGGAAAUCGAGAAACUUGACCCCUGGUUUUUCCCACUUCCCUCAAAUUCCUGUAGUGUAGCUCCAGGUUCAAACCAUGACUUCAUGAGCUCGUUAUACCGUGUGGUGCUUUCGUCUCCAGUGAUGCCAGAUUUGGUUGUUGAUUAUGACAUGUCUAAACGGGUCUUCUCAAUUAUUCAACAAGAGGAAGUACAAGUUAAGCACGAUGUUCAACUUAAAACAUGCCUGCCGGAUGAGUUAGAUGUCGAAGAAGUUUCAACUGCAGAAAACAAAAUAGCGAACUUCCAGAAUAGUGAAUCCCAAAUCUCGAAGGACUUUUCUGAUGCAUAUUGUUGUGAGAGGAAAGAAGUUAUAUCACACGAUGGCAUCAGAAUACCCUUAACCAUAUUGUAUUCUCCAGUGAAUUUUCACAAAGGACGGUCCCCUGGAGUUCUACAUGGGUAUGGCGCAUAUGGUGAAAUUCUGGAUAAAAGUUGGUGUCCUUAUCGCCUGAGUUUACUCGAUCGUGGUUUUGUGCUGGCAUUUGCCGACGUCAGGGGAGGAGGUGGUGGUGGUGAUUCUUCAUGGCACAGAAGUGGGAGUGGGCUUGAGAAACAAAAUUCAAUACAUGACUUUAUCUCUUGUGCGAAGUUCCUCGUUGAUAAUGACUAUGUUCAUAAAAAUCAGCUCGGUUCCAUUGGGUACAGUGCUGGAGGUCUUCUCGUUGGUGCUGCUAUUAACAUGCGUCCAGACCUGUUUCGUGCAGCCAUUUUGAAGGUUCCCUUUCUUGACAUAUGCAACACACUGCUCGAUCCCUCUUUACCUCUCACCAUUCUGGAUUAUGAAGAAUUCGGAAACCCACAGUUACCGAAGCAGUUUGAGUCCAUUUUGAACUAUUCUCCUUACGAUAACAUAUCUCGGGGAAGUUGUUAUCCUCCAAUGCUUGUCACAUCAUCAUUCCGUGAUGCAAGGGUUGGAGUAUGGGAAGCUGCCAAAUGGGUGGCAAAAAUCCGAGACACUACGUGCUCUCGGUGUUCGACUUCUGCAAUUUUAAAGACCAAUAUGCUUGGAGGACAUUUUGGUGAGGGUGGUCUCUAUGGUGGAUGUGAAGAGACAGCUUACGAGUACGCUUUUCUCAUCAAAGUCCUUGGAACUUCUGACCACAACUGAACUUUCGCUCACUGUAACAAAAUAACUCCAAUCUCAGAACUUGAUGACCUGUGCCUUUCAUGUUUGGCAACCAAGUGAAGCCACAAUUUCAGGCAAUGCAUAUUUAACACAUGAUGAAAUUGAGAAGUGAUGAAUAUUUCUUGAUUUUGCAAAGGACCAGGUCUUGCCGAAGCUUGUAUGGAGUAGUAGAUAUUGGCCAUGGAUGAACCACAAGCCUAACUAAACCGCACCUUGUGAGCAGAAGAGAAAUGCUUUGCUGCAGCUACCAUGGCUGCCUCUGGCCCAGAUGGAGGUGCCUCUGCAUUUCCACCAUUACAGCCAAGUAAGCUAUAAAUGAAUGACUUUAAACUUGACCAAUACAAAUUCUCUUUCUUGCCCCCUCCCAUCUUUUUUUCGAGAAAAAGACGAAUGAACAACCGAACAAGAAACGGUUUUUGGGAAGUAGAGGACAGAGGAGAAAUCUGGGUCUGAACUUGUUGAGAAUUUGGUUGGAAUGUUGUUAAGGUGAGUGAAAAGUUGUGUGUGAUCCUGCCGUAUUUAUAGUCAGAAGAAACAAGUUUCCUUGACAAUCAAGAAAAAAAUUCCAUCUUUGACAACAUGGUUCUGCUGACGUUUCUAAGAAACUCCAUUGUUCUUCAUAUUGUAGCAUGGAAACAACAUUUUUUUGACUUUUCUGCGUUUCCAUGGUCAAAAGUAUUGAAGAAAAUAAAAUAGGAAGUAUUUUGAUAGGUUUUUAUCUUAAUUUCUUGCUUAUUGCCCAAGUCUUAACACUUAAGACACUUUGGUGCUUUUGAAGAGCAUGAUAUUCGGAGAAAUUUCUCGAGGGUUUUGAAAUAUUGUGG
Molecule: messenger RNA, 3369 nt
Organism: Momordica charantia (bitter melon)
Lineage: Eukaryota; Viridiplantae; Streptophyta; Magnoliopsida; Cucurbitales; Cucurbitaceae
Source: RefSeq, a predicted model, not a curated record